Molecule: messenger RNA, 3915 nt
Organism: Aethalodelphis obliquidens (Pacific white-sided dolphin)
Lineage: Eukaryota; Metazoa; Chordata; Mammalia; Artiodactyla; Delphinidae
Gene: PTPN7
Product: protein tyrosine phosphatase non-receptor type 7
Exons: 11
Coding region: 1199-2503 (434 amino acids)
Biological process (GO): protein dephosphorylation; signal transduction
Cellular component (GO): cell junction; cytosol; plasma membrane
Molecular function (GO): protein tyrosine phosphatase activity; protein kinase binding
Source: RefSeq, a predicted model, not a curated record
AGGGAGCCAACAGGAGGCCCGCUGGUGAGGCAGAGGUGGGCCAUUGGGGUCUUGGACUUGGGCACCCCCCUUCCAGGCCCAGGCUUCAGGCGCCCCAGCGGCAAAGAAGACACAGGGGGGCUCCCCUGGUGUGAGAGCCAGAGGCUGUCCGCUCUCCAUGGGUCUCUGAGUAGACGUCAGGGCUCUGGGAGGAGGCCUGGGGGGGCCUGGGGACGGGAAAAGCCCCGAGACCCUCCUACCCUCCAAGCUGUCUUCACUACCGACUCCCAGGGCAGCUGGCCUGGCUCAGGCCAGAGGCGGCUGGGUGCCGGGGUGCGGCUCAGGGCCUGGGAUGACCCUUGAGCCUGGCCCCUUGGGAAGCAAGAACUCCUGCCUCCCCUUGUCCCACCCAGUCUGUGCCCACUUCUGUUUGUGCCUGGCAUGAUUCCCGCGGCUUGAAGGGGCGAGGGCUUCCAGGCGAGGUUCCGAGGCAGAAGCAAAGAAGUGGAAAUCAGUCUCCAGCCGAGGUCCGUGGGAGCCGGAGUACCCGGGCCUCUGCGGGGCAGCCUGGAGCUAGGCUCGGCUCGGCGCUGCCCCACGAGCAGGCGGAGGCUGGAUGCGCCCAGGACCCGGAGGAGAUGCCCUGGAGGAGGGGGCCGGGUGGUCAAGAACGGCCCAGCACCUCGGCCAUUCCCAGCGAGCAGGGCCGGGCCCGUGGCAAAGGUGCCAGGACAGGCCAGCGGCCCCCACAGGGGCAGAGGCGGGAGGCCGCCGACCCCUGGUGGUGGCAGCAGGCAGCUGGGGCGUGCGUGGGUGGCAGCGAGGAGGGGCGGAGGGAGGAAGCUGGCUUCCUGAAGCCUUCUCAGCCCUCAAAGACAGACCAACAGACAGACAGACAGCUGGCGAGAGGCGCUGGGGGACACAGCUGCUUCAGCUGCCGCCUCCUGGGUGCCCCUGCAGAGAUCCUGGUCUUCCCAGGGUGAAAACACCGCCACUUCCUGGGGAACGGAAGACACCCCAGUGAAAACAGAGGUGCCAGAGAGCAGAAAGCCGGCCUGGGCCUGGGAGCCUCCUCUGGCCGGCCCGGCAGCCCAGAGGUCAAAGGUCAUGGCCCAGUGAGCCUCCCCUGGACCCAGCCCCCCCGCCCGAGCAUGGUCCAGGCCCGCGGGGGGGCACUCCAGAGCACAGCCACCGGCCACCCCUUCCCCUGAGGGCAGCCAUGACCCAGCUUCCACCUGACCAGGCGCCAGCCAAGAAGCACGUGCGCCUGCAGGAGAGGCGCGGCUCCAAUGUGGCUCUGAUGCUGGAUGUGCGGUCCCUGGGGACCGUGGAGCCCAUCUGCUCGGUGCGCACGCCCCAGGAGGUCACCCUGCACUUUCUGCGCACAGCCGGGCGCCCCCUCACCCGCCGGGCCCUGCAACACCAGCCACCCAGCCCCAAGCAGCUGGAAGAGGAAUUCUUGAUCCCCUCAAACUUUGUCAGCCCUGAAGACCUGGAUAUUCCUGGCCAUGCCUCCAAGGACCGAUACAAGACCAUCUUGCCAAACCCCCAGAGCCGCGUCUGUCUGGGUCGGGGGCAGAGCCGGGAGGACGGAGAUUAUAUCAACGCCAACUACAUCCGGGUGAGUCGCCGGCGGAGAAGUGGGGGGGCUGUGUCCAGAGAACCCCCAGGACACCACCUAGCACGGCUGGUGGUUGGGGCACCUGGUGUCCCAGCUCCGAACCACGGCUGCCACAGCCCUUCCGAGCCAAGCCGGCGCAAACAGGCCAGGACGACAGGCAGGAGCGCAGAGCAGACGUCAGACGCCGGAAGGAAGACCCCGGUCUCCUGGGCGCACCCCGUCCCGCCGCCCCUGCCAGCCUCACAGCGCGGAGGGCGGCUCGGGCCAGGCCCAGCCUGCGGCUCCCAGGGAUACGGUGGGAAGGACAAGGCCUACAUCGCCACCCAGGGCCCUAUGCCCAACACCGUGUCAGACUUCUGGGAGAUGGUGUGGCAGGAGGAGACGUCCCUCAUCGUCAUGCUGACACAGCUCCGAGAGGGCAAGGAGAAGUGUGUCCACUACUGGCCCACGGAGGAGGGGACCUACGGGCCCUUCCGCAUCCAGGUCCAGGACGUGAGAGAGCGCCCGGAGUUCGCCGUGAGGCAGCUCACCAUCCAGCACCAGGAAGAGCGCCGGUCAGUGAAGCACAUCCUCUUCUCGGCCUGGCCUGACCACCAGACCCCAGAGUCGGCUGGGCCCCUGCUGCGCCUGGUGGCCGAGGUGGAGGACAGCCCAGAGACAGCUGCCAACACUGGGCCCAUCGUGGUCCACUGCAGCGCAGGGAUCGGCCGGACUGGCUGCUUCAUCGCCACCCGCAUUGGCUGCCAACAGCUGAAGGCCCUAGGGGAAGUGGACAUUCUGGGCAUCGUGUGCCAGCUGCGGCUGGACAGGGGGGGCAUGAUCCAGACCGCGGAGCAGUAUGAGUUCCUGCACCACACCUUGGCCUUGUAUGCCGCCCAGCUGCCAGAGGAGCCCAGCCCCUGACCCUGGCACCCUCCCCCGCGCAGGGCCGCCUCCCUGGGCCUGGGAAGAGGCCCCCCAUGUCCCUCCGAGCUUAAAGCUGGCGGCUGACCUCUACAAGAGCUGGGAAAGAGGCCCGGGCAUCCUGGUCCCUGCAACGCCGCGUGGGCCUCAGUCUCCUCCUCGGACAUGGACAUCAGGUGCUUUACUGCCACCGGGGGAGAACCACCAGAGGAGCACCUAGAAGCCACUCCAGCUGCACCCCCUUCCUGGGGCUGGCGAGAGAGUGACCCCAAGAUCGCCCCCCACCCUGGCCCAGCCCGAGCACAGGCCGAUGACCUGAGCUGGGAAAAGCCUGGUGCUACCUGGGCCAAGUCCUCAGCAUCCUAGCAGGGCCUCUUCACCCACAUCCGUGAGGCUGGACACCCCCCAAAGAGAGCAGGGACCAGACUGCCCCUGUGCCCACACGAGUGUCCGGGGAGCAGGCUAUGGAGCUAACCUGGUGGGACAGUUGAACUCUCUAGAAGAGGGAAAGUGUGUGGACCCCUUGGAGGCCCAGACGGCUGCCCCUGCCUCCGUAGCUGCCGGCCACCCACCCCAGCUACUCUCCAGGGAGGCCCAGCAUCCUCUGCCUGCCUUCGGACCCCAGAAGGGACCCCGAGUACCCAGGGAGGACACAAGAGACGAGCAUGGGGCCGAGGGCGCUACCUGACUUUAGACAAGCAGCCCCGCCAUGGCCGCCUCCCUGCAGAGCACACCUGGACGGCUGGCUGUUGCCAUGAGCGACCCGGGUUAAAGCACCUACGUGGACCCAGGGGCUCAGGCUGAACCCGGACCCCCCAUAGUCUACCCCGGAGAGCUAACUCCCCUCCGCCCCUCACAACCACACGAUGUCCAGGGCCCCCCAGCUCUAUGUCAGGGCUGACCACCACACCCCAGGGAGGCGUCCGAAUCCUUCAUCCUUGAAUCCGAGAUGGGCUGCCCAUGGGGGGAAGGCAGGCACCAUCCUUCCAGGUGUUUGGCCCCUGGGGGCUGCCUUUGCCGGGGCCAGUUCUCCAAGGAACCCCCCAAGGAGCUGGGUCCCGGAGAACAGCUGGCCUUCCCCUCAGACAGCGCUUCUGGAAAACAUGCAGCGUUGGAACCGAGGGUGACUUCCUAAUGCUUCUGCUGGUCUCCUCCUUCCUCACCGCCUGGGAAUGGGCUCACACCCUCCUGAAGCUUUCCUGCCCUAUGAGAGGCACUCCCGGGGCCCGUGGCGCUGGGUGCUGGGCCGUCAGGCGCCUGGUCCUCCCUCAGCUCAGACCCCACAGGAGGAAAGCCACCACACAGGUGGCAGGCUCCCCUCCCUGGGUGCUGUUACCCCAACCCCGUCCCAGAGCUUGAGGACAGGCUCUGAAGAGUGACCAGGUGGGAAAAUAAAGACUUCGCGGAUGACU